GUGUGUGUGAAUGGGGUGAAUGAAUAACAUAAAACAGACAACGGCGAGUGGAAAGCAUAUAAAAUAAACAAUACCAUUUCGAGCUGGUCAGCUGAAAGGAAGUCGCCCCGUUGGUGGUGGUGCUAUUUGUUGUGGAUGUGGGUGUGUGUACGCAUAGCCAAAUGCUAGAGACGAUUAUGUAUGCGGCCGAAGCGGACGCGUGUUCUGACAACGUUUCCAACUAAAGAACCAGAAAAUAAAAGAAGAAAUUGUUCACAAACUGCGCAAAAAAACAUAAAGUUAAGCAAAAUGUGCUACGUUAUCAUCACAAGUGUGAGUCUAGUCUGGUUUCUGUGCACCCUGGUCGCGGAUAUGUUCGUGGCCGUUGCUUUGGUCACACCCAAAUGGCUAAUUGGACCCUCGAUUGGCGGCGCCAAUUGGAGUCUGGCCACGCCCGGUUCUAAUCAGCGUUUAGAGUCUGUGGGCAUUUAUACGCGAUGCAAGCAGAUGCAACAGCUGGGCUAUCAUUGUGGACGCUUCGACCUGGAUGGCUUUGCCACCGAUGGCAGUGUCUAUCCAUUGGAAUGGAAAUUGGCCAUGUUUUGCCUUUCGCUGGGGCUGGUGCUGCUCUCGUUGACAGUGUGCGCUACGCUGCUCACUUGCUGUAGGCAGUCGGCAUUUGGCAAGAGCAUACACAACAUGACGGCCUGUGCACAGGUGCUAGCAGGCAUAGCUGUGAUGUUGGCCCUGUUUUUGCAUCCCUUGGGUUGGCGGGCUGCGCGCGUACAACGCCUCUGCGGCCAGGAGGCGGAACCCUUCUAUCCAGCUGACUGCAGUAUAGGCAUCUCCUUCUACUGCGCCCUGGUUGGCAUCCUGUUGACUUUCGCAGCCGCAGGCAUCAGUCUAAAAGCCGAAUCCUCCAAUUUACGAACACGCGUGCGCCGGCGCAUCGAGUCCGGCAGCAAACUCGUUUGCAUUCCAUAGCCAAUCUCGUAUCUAUGGCAGCUAAAACAUUCAACCGACAAUUGGGCGUGUACACUUAAUUUAAUUUCGAAUUUAACGAUUUAACAUUAGCAUAAGCAUAAAUAAACAACUAGAAUUUCUACAA
This is a messenger RNA of Drosophila navojoa, 1087 nucleotides long. RefSeq names its product LHFPL tetraspan subfamily member 2a protein. Gene Ontology annotation, cellular component: membrane. The record is from RefSeq and is a predicted model, not a curated record. Lineage: Eukaryota; Metazoa; Arthropoda; Insecta; Diptera; Drosophilidae.